UAUUCAGAUCAUGCCUGAAACCACCGUGAAAGCGCCCAAGAAGGGCUCAAAGAAAGCCGUGUCUAAGAGCGUCAGCAAGACCGGCAAGAAAAAGAGGAGGACCAGGAGGGAGAGCUACGCCAUCUACGUGUACAAGGUGCUGAAGCAGGUCCAUCCCGACACCGGCAUCUCGUCCAAGGCUAUGGGCAUCAUGAACUCGUUUGUGAGCGACAUCUUUGAGCGCAUCGCCGGUGAGGCCUCCCGUCUGGCUCACUACAACAAGCGCUCCACCAUCACUUCCAGGGAGAUCCAGACCGCCGUCCGCCUGCUGCUGCCCGGGGAGCUGGCCAAGCACGCUGUGUCUGAGGGCACCAAGGCCGUCACCAAGUACACCAGCUCCAAGUAAACCUGUUAACAACAAACCAUCAACACAAAGGCUCUUUUAAGAGCCACCCACUUUCUCUGAAGAUAAUUCCUGAUGUCUCUUCGG
This is a messenger RNA of Epinephelus fuscoguttatus (brown-marbled grouper), 469 nucleotides long. Its product is annotated as histone H2B 1/2-like. NCBI's taxonomy places the organism in Eukaryota, Metazoa, Chordata, Actinopteri, Perciformes, Serranidae. Gene Ontology annotation, cellular component: nucleosome. The transcript has a single exon. The record is from RefSeq and is a predicted model, not a curated record. Bases 11 to 385 code for a protein of 124 amino acids. Gene Ontology annotation, molecular function: DNA binding; structural constituent of chromatin; protein heterodimerization activity.